Molecule: messenger RNA, 3262 nt
Organism: Suillus discolor
Lineage: Eukaryota; Fungi; Basidiomycota; Agaricomycetes; Boletales; Suillaceae
Product: CHAT domain-containing protein
Exons: 1
Coding region: 190-3087 (965 amino acids)
Molecular function (GO): protein binding
Source: RefSeq, a predicted model, not a curated record
UUCAACCUUCCAUCACACUGAAGAUUGCUGUUGUACAUGCUUGGGACGAUCAAAAUGGCGCACUGUUUGAUGUGAGCGACCCCGGACUCUGUCCUGUUAGUUUUGCUGACGGAACGCCAACUAUAGCCCCUCGUAGACUGCGAGAUUGCUCGAGACGCAGAUGCGGGCCACGCACAAUUUGCCUCAUACAUGAAAAGCAAGAAUGUCUCUGACUUGAACGAUGCUACGGAGCAUUUUCAGUUGGUUCUGAACCAGUGUCCGGUCGGCCAUCCAGACCGCGCAACGGCUCUCACCAACCUCGCGUGGGCCUACCUUCAAGGCUACAUCCGAAAUGAUGUUGAAGACAUUGAUACCACCACUUCCCUCUUCCGCGACGCCCUUGCAUUGCGUCCGCAGCACCAUCCCGAUUAUCCCUUAUCCCUAUAUAAUCUCACCGAAGCGCUGGCUUGGCGCCACAUCAGGAAAAGUACUGCUGCAGACAUAUGCGAAGCGGCCCAACUCUAUCAUGAGCUACUGCCUCUCUGUCCAGAGGGCACGUACCUUCGUAGCAUCAUAGCAGGGAAAAAUGGUAUCGAUUAUGUAAUCGAUGAAUGCAACAAUCUUCCAACAGACGCAUCCGAUGAAGGCAUCCACCUUCGAAGAGUCGUCUUCGAGCUCUGUCCUCUGGGCCAUCGAUUUCGUCCCAAAACCCUCGGCAUGCUUGCACAUGCAGUUAGUGCAAGGUUUGAUCAGCACGGCAGCAUCGAUGAUCUUGACACGAGCAUACAGCUUCGUCGUGAAGCCGUGUCUCUGUGUCCUGAGGGACACGCUGGCCGUGAUAUCUACCUGAACAACUUGGCCAUUUCACUCGGGUCCCGCUUUCGGCACCAAGGCAAUCCUAAUGAUCUCGAUGAGGCCAUAUCUUUGCACGAAGAAGCGCUGCACCUGCGCCCUGUUGGGCAUGAAUCUCGCGAUUGCUCACUGGACAGCCUAGGGGGCGCCCUCGUCCACCGUUUCAACGAACGCGGCGAUGUUGAAGACAUGACCCACGCUACCAGCCUCUAUCGCGAGGCACUGACGUUGUGCCCACCUGGGCAUCCAUAUCGUGACACCACGCUUCACAACCUUGCCCACGCGCUCAAAACUAGAUAUAACAAAUCGAAAGUCAGAGAUGAUCUUAACGAGGCCAUUGAUUGGUAUCGAGAAUCCCUUCGGGUAAGGCGGCUCGACCAUCCAGAGCGCCAUAGAACUCUUUACAGUUUGAGCUCGGCGCUCUGCUCUCGUUUUACGCAAGCUCAGAAGAAUGAAGAUGUUGAGGAGGCCAUUGCUCUUUGCCAAGAAUCAUUGGCAGCUCUAUCUUCACUGCACCCAGACAGGUACUUCAGCUACACGUGGCUGCAAGAGGCCUAUUUGUCUCGUUACCGGAUUCUACACGACCCUGCUGAUUUGUCUCUUGCAGUGGAGAACUUCAGACGGGCGUCAAGGCACCCUACUCAAGGAUUUCCGGAACGCAUCCUGGAAGCUAUUGACUGGGCUUGCCAAGCAGAAGUCUAUCAACAUGAGUCUGCCCUAGAAGCAUACCAAGUGUGCUUUGAGCUUUUCGACAGCCAUGUCAUGACACGAUCGUCGAUCAUCUCACGGCGUGAAGCUGCAACCGCUGUUCGUGGUGCACAAUCACUUCCUGUAGAUGCAGCCUCGUGCGCCAUACGUCGUGACAAUCUACGACACGCAGUUGAACUCGCAGAGCAAGGUCGUGGCCAGCAGUGGUCCCUGGCAUCUCGACUCAGGAAUCCAGUUGAAGAUCUUGAGUCAGCAAAUCCAGCACUGGCGCGCAAUUAUUUGGAGCUGAGCAAGCGCGUUUCCGAUGCCGCUCAGAGUUCUACAACAAUCAGCGACAGAGCUGGUGCUGAUCGGGCAGCGAUAGAGUACAGGAGACUUACAAGGCAAUGGGAAGCUGUGGUUGCUGAAAUUCGUGAUUUUCCGGAGUUUUCACGGUUCCUACUCCCACCUCUGUAUGCAGACCUGCAAGCGGCAGCGCGCCAGGGCCCGGUCAUCAUCCUAAUUGCGAGCCAAUACUCAUGCAGCGCCAUCAUCAUUCCGACGUCAGGAGCCCCCCAUCAUGUUCCCUUGCCGUCUGUUGCUCUCGCAGAUCUGACAAAUCUCAAGGAUCGCUUCGCCAGGGCAAUACGAGAAGCAUCUCAGAUGACCCCAAAGCAGUCGAGGACGGAUCUCAUAGUACUCUCGCGGAUAAUAUGGAACGAGAUCAUGCUACCCAUCGUCAACGUCCUCCGACAUGAUCUGAAACUAAAAUACUACUCUCGAAUCUGGCUGUGUCCAACUGCAGCUUUCACAUCUAUUCCUCUCCACGCAGCUCACCCGUUUCGAACCAACCCAGAUGGCUCUAGGGAGCCAUGUCUGGAGGAUUUCUAUAUCUGCUCUUACACGCCCACACUUUCGGCUCUGGUCAGAUCCAGACAGAUGAUGAAGAAGCGUGUCACUCCAUCCUUCGUGACAAUCGGACAGGGUCAACCGGGUGCAGGGAAAGGCAAGGCGCUCUUGGCCGUCGACAGCGAGCUCGAGCUUGUCCAUAAGCUCGUCCCUGCGACGGCCAACCGUACUACUAUUUCUGGCGACGAAGCCACACGAGCAGGUGCACUCGAAGCUUUGCAGCAAAACAACUGGGUGCACCUAGCUUGUCAUGGCAAGCAGGACCCAAAGCAGCCUUACAAUUCGCAUUUCGUCAUGAGAGACGAAGAUCUGACGCUGCUCGAUAUCAUGGAGAGAGAUAUUCCGCACGCCGAGUUCGCGUUCUUAUCAGCGUGUCAUACCGCCGUCGGGGAUGAGGAGACACCCGACGAAGUGAUUCACCUUGCAGCUGGUCUUCAGUUUUCAGGGUUCAAGAGCGUCAUUGGCACGCUGUGGCAGGUCGACGACUCUGUCGCACAACAUGUCGUCAAAGCCUUCUAUGAGAACAUGUUCAAAGAUUUGAAGGAUGGAGGUGUGAUGGACUGUACGAAGGCAGCCUGGGCACUGAACCGUGCUACGCAUGCCGUGAAGACGCAAGUGCCGCUGGAGCAGAGGAUGGUUUUCGUUCAUAUUGGUGUGUAGUUCUACUACCUCGUAUUGAUGUCGUCUGGUACAUAUUUACAAGUUGUUCAUCUGCGAUCUUCUUUCUCACUGUUGUAAGAAACGAGCCCAAUAUAUUCUUGCAUUCUAGCCAUAUAUAGUCUACCUAUCUCAGUUUUGUAUACUCUGUUGUAUUUUUGACGACUAAAAUGUCCAC